ACCUCGCUGGCUAAGGCCUGGGGUGCUCUUGGUUGCUUGAAGCCGCCUGUGGCAGGGAGAUUCCCCUGCAGGGGUGGCGUCGCGAUGGAGCGCGUGGCCUCAGUCUGGCACCGGCGAAUGUCCUUGAUCUAUCUUAUCGGGGCUUGGACCACGGCGGGCUCCAUUUUAUACUCAAGCUGGAAGAGAAAGCAGGCGUUAGACAAAGAAGAGCCACUUAAAGAUGAAGACUCUGUUGAGAAGCCUGAACCCAGAAGAGGAUUUUAUGUGGAAACUAUUGUGACAUAUAAAGAAAAUUUUGUACCUUUUAGUACUAGACUCUACAACUACUGGAAAUCAUGGAAUAAUGGUCCUGGUCCAUCAGAAUGACUAAUUUCUAAUGCUUAAAUCAGGAUUUUGGCAUAAUGUGUAAAUUUGAUGGAAGAAUUGACUUAAAGUCAAAUUUAAAACUAUGUGAAUUAUAUAAUUAUAUUUCUAAUUUUACUGUGAUAAUGUACAAUAAAUACUUUUGUAACGAUUGGAAUGAUGC
Dromiciops gliroides (monito del monte) is the source of this 526-nucleotide messenger RNA. RefSeq names its product small integral membrane protein 26 (gene SMIM26). The coding region runs from base 85 to 366 and encodes 93 amino acids. Lineage: Eukaryota; Metazoa; Chordata; Mammalia; Microbiotheria; Microbiotheriidae. The transcript has 2 exons. The record is from RefSeq and is a predicted model, not a curated record. Gene Ontology annotation, cellular component: mitochondrion.